AAAUUAGAUGAAAAUCAAUUACCUUUUGGUACCCAACAACCUCCAUUUUCCUUCAGCUUCAAGGCUCAUCAUCAUUACCACUUUCAAAUUCACAGCUAGGACAGUGACAUAAAAGACAGAGAAUGGACCCAAGCAUCAACACCAACAGAAGAAGGAGAAUUGGAGGAACCGUUGUUGCUGCAGGCUCUGUUUGGGAAACGAGAAUGCAGAGCGACGAAGAAGUUAGUAAUAACGCCAUUGUUCUUCAUGUUACAAACGAAGACAAGACUUCUUCUACUAAACAAAUGAGUGUAAAGGAGGAAGCUUUAGGGGUUAAUGGAAAGAGACGGACUUGGAAGUCUAGAGCGUCCGAUGUGAAGAACCCAUCAACACUUGAGAUUGUUCGAAACAAUUCUAUGAAGGUGACAAGGCCGAGAUCAAUUGGUACUCCUCCGAUGACGCCGAGGAGAUCGUUAUCUAGUAAUGACUCCAAUGAGAAGAGUCCGAGUUUGUCGGUGGUGGCGAAGAAGGCGAGAUCUGAAUCUGUAGAUGGGAUUGAGAAAACUCCUCCGGCUCGGGUUAAGAAGACCCGAUUGGAGCUCUGCACGACGAUCGUUAAAGCCGGUGAAUUUGAUUCAGUUGCGUUGAGGAAAGUGAAUUCAUUGCCAUCUCCAAAUUCUGAGAAAUCUGAUAAGAAAACAGAGCAUGUAGUAAAUGUACCGAAAGAGGAGACUAUUAAUGAGAAUUCGAAGAUCCCAGAGGAAGUCAAGGAGUUUGGUGUUUGUCAGGAGAUGAUCGUAUCUGCUAAUUCGAACGAAGAUGAGCAGAUCGAUGAUGGCGAUCACGAGGAAGAUGAUGAAGAAGAGAAAGAAGAAGAAGUGGAGAAGAAGAGUGUUGAUGUGAAAGAGAUGAAUGUAGCCAAGGAGAACAGAGUUGGUGGUGUUGAGAUUAAAAAGUUCAGUCAAUUUCAAAACAGAACAUCUCCAUCUCCUUCGUCCGUUCGUAAAAUUUCGCCUCCGGUGAUCAAAAGAGCAACUUCCGUUUACUCGGUCCCACAAAAUUCUACUUCAAGCACAGAUAGAUUUGCAGAGCAAGAAGACAACUUUACUCAGUCACAGAGCAAAUUGCAGAGUCUGGUGGAUCUGGUGAUGUGGAGAGAUGUAUCAAGGUCGACGUUGGUGUUCGGCUUUGGGACAUUCCUCAUCAUCUCAUCUUCCUACGCCAAUGAUCUCAAUUUCAGCUUCAUAUCGGUGGUGGCGUACAUGGGACUCAUACAUCUGGGCCUCAUGUUCGUAUUAAAAUCACUGAUCCACAGGGGAAUGGUGGAGGAGGAGAGACAUAAAGUGGUUGGAGUUAGAGAGGAAGAUGUCAAGAGGAUGCUCAGACUCAUAAUGCCUUAUCUCAACGAGUCUCUGCAUCAACUUAGAGCUCUCUUCUCCGGUGAUCCAUCCACCACCCUCAAGAUGGGAGUGGUGUUGUUUGUCUUGGCCAGGUGUGGCUCUUCUAUCACUCUUUGGAACCUCGCCAAAUUUGGCUUUUUAGGAGCAUUUACAGUGCCUAAAAUCUUCAUAUCAUACUCAACCCACUUCUCCGCUUACGGAAAUUUCUGGAUGAGAAGAUUCAGGGACGCAUGGGAAUCAUGCAAUCACAAAAAAGCGGUGUCUUUAGCGCUCUUCACCCUCGUGUGGAACCUCUCCUCCGUCACAGCCCGUGUUUGGGCAGCAUUCAUGUUACUCGUGGCCUUCAGAUAUUAUCAACAUAAGAUGAUUUGGACGACUGAUCAAGCUGAUGAUGAUGAUGAUGAUGUUGAAAAUGUAGCAGACGACGAAGAAGAAGAAAAUGAAAAAGAACAAGUCCCUAAACACAAAAGGGCUCCUCAUAUGAUGAUGCCUAAUAAACUCAAGAAAAUUUCCUAAUUGUUUGUCCUCCCAUAUAUAAACAACUACUAUGUAAUCUCUUUAGUUUUUAGUUAGGUUUCCUCUGAUACUUCUCUAUACAACACAGCUUCUAUACAGUUAAUAAUGUGAAUCUGAUACUUGUUCUUCUAAUAAGUUGUAUCUAACUCA
Messenger RNA from Arabidopsis arenosa, 2045 nucleotides. Lineage: Eukaryota; Viridiplantae; Streptophyta; Magnoliopsida; Brassicales; Brassicaceae. The record is from the annotation of a GenBank genome assembly.